Messenger RNA from Erigeron canadensis, 1229 nucleotides. Its product is annotated as protein TRIGALACTOSYLDIACYLGLYCEROL 1, chloroplastic. Gene Ontology annotation, cellular component: ATP-binding cassette (ABC) transporter complex. Lineage: Eukaryota; Viridiplantae; Streptophyta; Magnoliopsida; Asterales; Asteraceae. Gene Ontology annotation, biological process: phospholipid transport. The transcript has 3 exons. The record is from RefSeq and is a predicted model, not a curated record. The coding region runs from base 139 to 1194 and encodes 351 amino acids.
UCAAGGUUUUAUAUGAUAGAUAGUUAACCUACUCAUCAUUUCCGCCGUCUUGCAGCAAUUUCCCGGCGAUUGUCCGUCGUGUGGUCCGUGAUUAGGGCAAAUUCAGGAUAGAAGACUAGCGGGCGGACGGCAUUAAUCAUGGAAUCAGCUGCCUAUCUUUGUUUACCCUUGUACUUUAAUCACAGUUGCAGAAGAGGAUCGACGAAAAUCACAAACCCGAUUCAGUGUCAACCUCUCCAUAGUCUUCGAUUGAGUAAAAGAGUUGAGAGUGGUCAUAGUUUUGGAUGUUUUACCAAAUCCAGGCUUGUCUCUGCAAGCUCAAACAUUAACGACGGUCAUCCAUCAUCUGUUUACGUAUCUGAAGACAUUGACACAAACAAUGCACCAAAUCCUAAUCCACAAGUGCAGUUGUUCACCAAAUGGGCCCCUCCUAUGUACCUAUGGCGUGGGCUAUCGGUUUUUGUUCUAGCCGGACAGGUGAUCAUGAGGACAUUUAGAGGGAAAAUCCACUGGAAAAACACUCUCCAACAGCUAGAUAGAGUGGGUCCCAAGUCUGUUGGUGUCUGUCUUUUAACAUCUGCCUUUGUUGGCAUGGCCUUCACCAUCCAGUUUGUUAGGGAGUUCACCAGGUUAGGGCUAAACAGAGCCGUUGGUGGGGUCCUGGCUCUAGCUUUUGCACGGGAAUUGAGCCCUGUAGUUACUUCCAUAGUGGUUGCAGGACGUAUUGGUAGUGCAUUUGCUGCAGAAUUGGGAACAAUGCAAGUGUCGGAGCAAACUGACACACUGCGAGUAUUAGGCUCUGAUCCGGUUGACUAUCUGGUAACUCCACGGGUAAUUGCUUCUUGUGUGGCUCUACCUUUCUUGACGUUAAUAUGUUUUACAGUGGGGAUGGCAUCGAGUGCUCUUCUGGCAGAUGGAGUUUAUGGGAUUAGUAUAAAUAUUAUAUUGGAUUCUGCUCAGAGAGCUCUUAGACCGUGGGAUAUAAUUAGCGCAAUGCUUAAGUCUCAAGUGUUUGGGGGGAUUAUAUCAGUUGUGAGCUGCGCAUGGGGGGUUACCACCAUGGGAGGUGCUAAAGGUGUUGGAGAAUCAACUACUUCUGCUGUCGUUAUAUCUCUUGUCGGUAUCUUUAUAGCUGAUUUUGUACUUUCCUAUUGUUUUUUCCAAGGAGCUGGUGAUUCACUUAAAAACUUGUAGUUUGUUGAAAUGAAAUGAUUAUUAGCCUUUCUUUA